Messenger RNA from Xenopus tropicalis (tropical clawed frog), 3601 nucleotides. RefSeq names its product copine VIII (gene cpne8). The record is from RefSeq and is a predicted model, not a curated record. The coding region runs from base 157 to 2049 and encodes 630 amino acids. Lineage: Eukaryota; Metazoa; Chordata; Amphibia; Anura; Pipidae. The transcript is spliced from 20 exons. Gene Ontology annotation, molecular function: calcium-dependent phospholipid binding.
GGCCUUGCCGCUAGUGGCUUGGCAGAGCGUUGCAGGGCAGGGCAUAAUGGGGUGCCUGAGUUAAACUGGCUUAGGACACAACGCUGACGCUGUUUCUGGCUCUCUGUACAGGAUGUUGUUGAGGAAAGUUGCGAAGGAUUUAAUGUCUGUGCGAGUAUGUGCGAAUCCCGCCCAGUUCCAGCCAGUGGUAGUGCCCGCCUUGCUCCCGCCCUCCGUGCCUCCUGCCUCUCUCCGCAGCUUCUCUCAGCCCAGUGCCUGGCAGUGCUAGCUGUGCCUGCUCUUCCCUCGCAGCUCUGUGUUGGUUCUUCCAGCCCCACAGUCCCUAUGUUCGGACCGGAUAAACUGGGCAUCGAGAUGGACUUCGGCUACAGAGGCAUGGCGCCUAUGGGAGAUUUCUGCCCUUUCAGUGCCAGUAUCCCGGCCACCAAAGUGGAGCUGACAGUGUCGUGCAGGAAUCUUUUGGAUCGAGACACAUUUUCCAAAUCAGAUCCAAUUUGUGUAUUGUAUACUCAAGGAAUUGGAAACAAGGAAUGGAGAGAGUAUGGGAGGACAGAAGUCAUUGACAACACCUUGAACCCAGAUUUUGUUAAAAAAUUUAUAAUGGACUACUUUUUUGAGGAAAGACAGAACCUGCGAUUUGAUUUGUAUGAUGUUGAUUCAAAGAGUCCUAACCUAGCAAAGCAUGAUUUUUUGGGUCAGAUGUUUUGCACAUUGGGUGAAAUUGUUGGAAGCCAAGGAAGUCGGCUUGAAAAGAUUGUAACGGGAAUACCAGGAAAGAACUGUGGUAUAAUCAUAGUUACAGCAGAAGAGCUGAGCAAUUGCAGAGAUGCUGUAUUAAUGCAGUUUUGUGCAAACAAACUUGAUAAGAAAGACUUUUUUGGAAAAUCUGACCCCUUUCUAGUUUUUUAUAGAAGCAAUGAGGAUGGCAGCUUCAUAAUCUGCCACAAGACAGAAGUUGUUAAAAACACAUUGAAUCCUGUUUGGCAGGCAUUCAAGAUCCCAGUCAGAGCACUGUGCAAUGGGGACUUUGACAGGACAAUUAAAGUAGAAGUCUAUGACUGGGAUAGAGAUGGAAGCCAUGAUUUUAUUGGGGAAUUCACGACAAGCUACAGGGAGUUGUCAAGGGGACAAUCUCAAUUCAAUGUGUAUGAGGUAAUAAAUCCAAAGAAGAAAGGAAAAAAGAAAAAAUAUUUAAACUCUGGAACUGUUACCUUACUUUCCUUUUUAGUUGAGACAGAAGUAUCAUUCCUAGACUAUAUCAAAGGAGGAACCCAAAUCAACUUCACAGUUGCUAUAGAUUUCACGGCAUCAAAUGGUAACCCAGCACAGCCCACCUCAUUACAUUACAUGAAUCCUUAUCAACUAAAUGCAUAUGGCAUGGCACUGAAAGCAGUAGGAGAAAUCAUUCAGGAUUAUGACAGUGAUAAAAUGUUUCCAGCACUGGGAUUUGGAGCAAAGUUGCCACCAGAUGGAAGAGUAUGUCAUGAAUUUGCUUUGAAUGGAAAUCCUCAAAACCCCUACUGUAAUGGAAUAGAUGGUGUGAUGGAAGCGUAUUACAGAAGCUUAAAAAGUGUACAGCUCUAUGGACCAACAAAUUUUGCUCCAGUGAUAAAUCAUGUAGCACGCUAUGCUGCAUCAGUAAAGGAUAGUUCCCAGUACUUUGUUCUGCUGAUUAUUACAGAUGGCGUUAUCUCUGACAUGGCUCAGACAAAGGAAGCUAUAGUCAAUGCUUCAAAACUGCCAAUGUCAAUUAUUAUCGUAGGUGUGGGACCAGCAGAAUUUGAUGCCAUGAUAGAACUAGAUGGGGAUGAAGUCAGACUUUCUUCAAGAGGACGGUAUGCAGAACGUGACAUUGUACAGUUUGUUCCGUUCCGGGACUACAUCGACAGAAGUGGAAACCAUGUUCUUAGCAUGGCACGGCUUGCAAAAGAUGUCUUAGCUGAGAUCCCUGACCAGUUUCUGUUGUACAUGAGAUCCAGAGGAUUCAAGCCAUUUCCUGCGCCACCACCAUAUACACCAACAGGCCACCUGUUACAGACUCAGAUCUGACACAUCUAAUAUACAGUACUUCCAUCCUCAUGCGAAAUCUUACAAGCUGCCAGUUCAGCUUUUAUUUAAGGUGCACUAAAUUGAACUGAAAAGGACUGCUCCUCUGUACGGAACACUUAUGGGUUUCUUGGGAUCGAAAUGAUUCUGUUUACAGACCAAAACUGUAAAUAUGGAUAUAUAUGCGAGAGAUUUUAAAUACUCGGCAGGAAAAUAUCCUCUCUGAGUCUUAUUUUUGUGAGUUACUUUUUAUUGGAAUUGUUGGGGGAAAGCACAAAUUUUACUUUUAAUCCAAACUGUAUCGUUCUCCCAACUGAGAUCUACUUCUUUCUAUAGGAAUGCAAUUCCUUUGUGUCAAUGUUUACAUGUUACUAAUUUUUCAAGUUCAAUACUUUUGUAACUAUUCUUAAAAAGACUGAAAAAUUCUAUAAAAUCCAGUGUCUUCUAUCUAACAAUUGUUGUAGCCACAAUAAGAGCAAUAUCCCUUUAUAGAAUGUCCUAGACUGUGAGAAAGUGUUGGAUUAGGAUAGAUUCACAUACUUUUUUGAAAAAAGUCAAAUAAAACAGUGGUGUGUUCACUUUGUAAUAUAACAAAUGCAAAACAGUUUACAUGCUUGCACAAGCAAACCAUCAAGUGAGAAUAAAGGGACACUUUUUACCCUGAAUAAUUUAUCCCUGCUUAUUAACACGCAUUUGGGCUGAACACUGCAUUACAAAUGAGCAGUAAUUGUAAAGGAAAAACAUGUAUUUUGUUAAGUAAAAAAACAAAUGGCUGCAUAGAUUUCAUGCCACCAAUUUUUCUUUGUUUUUUUUUUUUUUACUGUAUUAUAGUAAUUGUCUUAAUUUUUGUACAGUUUAGAAAGUGAUGCAUGUCUAGAUAGGGCUGUCAAAGGGAUUAUCGCUCAGUAUUGGGGUUUAUUGUUGGACCUUAACAUAUUACUGCCAUACAGAUUGAGCAGGGAAAACACAGUUAUGUAGGGAGUGAAUUAAAACCUGUACGUUAUUGCUCAGUGUGAGCAAAUCAAAGUUGUCAAAACAGGGGUUUGUAAAGAAAUAUUAUGAUAAUGCACGUCCAUGUAUCUCUGUACACAAAAACAAUGUUUACUAAACGUCCCAAAUAAGUAUAUAUGCUUGUUCAUAUAUAAUAAAACAAUGUUUUGCAUGUACAGGUUUUUACAACAUAGUACACAGUAUUGUGUAACUUUUUGUCUGAUACAAUACAUUAAUCUAGAACUAAUGGCCUUAAACACACACCCAGUUCCUCAAAAUGAUUGUGAAUUGCCUUUCAAUGAUGGAAUCUAUUCUAUCUUUUGUGUCAACCUUGUAACAGCUUUGUAAUGUAAUUUUUAUUUGCAUAAUAUAUGCAUAAAUAUUUUGUCUAUUUCUAUGAAGUACUGUUAUUAUGAAAUUUAGCCAACGAGUUCUUUUAGUUAGCAUGGUUUAUUAGAUAUUUUACUGAGUAACUAUAAAUGAUAUCUGCAGUUUUAGAUAAUAUUUACUUAUGUAAUGCAAUAUCUUACUUUUUUAAUCAUAUUAAAACAAUUAAAAACAUGUU